Molecule: messenger RNA, 282 nt
Organism: Cinara cedri
Lineage: Eukaryota; Metazoa; Arthropoda; Insecta; Hemiptera; Aphididae
Source: the annotation of a GenBank genome assembly
AUGCGGCAGCUAUAUUACAAGGUAAAUAGCUUUAGAGGUGGAUACAGAAGGCAAGACAAAUUUCUGAAAAAUGAUGAUGGAAGCCUAUUGACGAACCAGGAAGGCAAAAUUGAAAAAUGGGCAGAGUAUUUUAAAAAACUAAUCAAUUGUGAAGAACCAGUAGAUAUCUUUACAUAUAGUUUCAACAAACCCAAUGAUAAUCCUUGUCCAGCCCACAUCAAAGGAGGAAAUCGAACAAUAAAUCAAAAGGCUCAAAAACCACAAGUCACCUGGGAGAGAUGA